Molecule: messenger RNA, 441 nt
Organism: Lachnellula hyalina
Lineage: Eukaryota; Fungi; Ascomycota; Leotiomycetes; Helotiales; Lachnaceae
Product: 4-carboxymuconolactone decarboxylase
Exons: 1
Coding region: 1-441 (146 amino acids)
Molecular function (GO): peroxiredoxin activity
Source: RefSeq, a predicted model, not a curated record
AUGACUUCCACACCAGCAUCGAGCGAUAGCGUCGCAGAAGCCCACAAGACGCUCUUCGACGAAGGUCUCAAAAUUCGCUAUGAGGUCGCCGGCAAAUCGUACGUAGACAAAGCUCUUGUCAAUGGAUCGUCGGAAUUCGCGCGGCCAAUGCAAGAACUAGUCACUGAAGCAUGUUGGGGCUCUGUAUGGUCAAGACCAGGCUUGGAACGAAAGACGAGAUCGAUGUUGAACAUGGCAAUGCUGUGCGCGCUGAAUCGGGGGCCGGAAUUGGCGGUGCACGUUAGAGGGGCUUUGAACAAUGGAGCUUCGGAGGUGGAGAUUCGGGAGGUUCUUCUGCAGGUGUCUAUCUACUGUGGAAUGCCCGCUGGUUUGGAGGGGUUCAAGAUUGCCGAGAAGGUCAUUUUGGACGUUGCCAAAGAGAAAGAAUCCGCGCGAGGAUGA